AUGGUCAUUCUAGGCGGCCUCGAACUUGUCGCGGCAGGAUACCUGCUGAAAGAAAUCCACAACGACAGCAAAGAGGAACAAGAGAGGGAUCGUGAGAGACGAAGGAGAAGGCGGCGUCAUUCUCGUGAAGAUCACCAUCGCCCUCACUACGAUGACCCCAGCCCGAACCGUCCCUCUCGACCGUACCAGCAACAGCAGCUGCGCCCACCUCAACAGCCCGGCGGUCCGCCCCGACCAUACAGCGCACCACCUCCACAGAAUCGACCACCGAUAAUGCCGGUCGCGGUCGCAAAUGCGCCAAUGUGGCACCCACAACCACAACAGGGAAUCCCCCCUCAACAAGGUCCGCUACAAAGCUACGGGACGUGGCCGCAAGGACCACCAUCACAACAGCAGCAGCGACCUUCUCAGCCUCAGCCUCAGUGGCAAGGCAACCCCCCUCCUCAAAACAAUAUAAACGCCAACUUUGUCCCUCCGCCUCUGCAGCGUCCUGCCACAGUGUAUCCGCCGCCCGGCGUGCACAUUGACAUGAAGACAGGCAAGAUCCAGCAUGAUAUGUAUCCGCCGGAGAUGCCUCGCGACCAGAAAAAGCCGGGAGAAGCACGAGAGUACUACGACGGGGGUCGUAAGGAAUUUCAGCGGGUACGGGAGAACUCAAUGCCCACGCAGCAACGGCCGCAAUAUCACCAGCCUAACGGAGGAGAGAACGGUCUCCAGCAUACCUACUCACAACCUCAAAUCAACGUCACACCGGUACACAAGCCUACACCCCCACCGCGAGAAGGGUACGUAGAACUCGAUGCCGAGACUCCUGGUAGAUACCGACCCUAUGGCAAUGAAAAGAGCGAUAGAGGAAAGUCGAGCUCGUACUCCAGUCGGUACAGGGGUGAUGACAUGGAUAUGCGCGAUCCCCCACCUGCGUAUCGCGAGUGA
This is a messenger RNA of Fonsecaea nubica, 933 nucleotides long. RefSeq lists its product as hypothetical. The coding region runs from base 1 to 933 and encodes 310 amino acids. The record is from RefSeq and is a predicted model, not a curated record. The transcript has a single exon. NCBI's taxonomy places the organism in Eukaryota, Fungi, Ascomycota, Eurotiomycetes, Chaetothyriales, Herpotrichiellaceae.